Messenger RNA from Homo sapiens (human), 1851 nucleotides. It is a transcript of the gene RPP38, whose product is annotated as ribonuclease P/MRP subunit p38. The record is from RefSeq and is a predicted model, not a curated record. Lineage: Eukaryota; Metazoa; Chordata; Mammalia; Primates; Hominidae. The transcript has 3 exons. Gene Ontology annotation, biological process: tRNA 5'-leader removal. Gene Ontology annotation, cellular component: ribonuclease MRP complex; nucleolus; nucleolar ribonuclease P complex. The coding region runs from base 909 to 1760 and encodes 283 amino acids.
GGGCGCCGGUGCUGUUGCCUUCAGGUGACCACGGAUUCGCCAUCGUGAGUUCCAGGUGGGCGCGCGGGGCCCACGUAGGGCAGGAGGCCAGCCCCGGGGGGAUCGGGCCCGGGACUCUGCGGAAUCUGGAGGCCGAAGCCCGCGCGCACGCAGGGUCUCUGCUGCUUCCCCAACGCCUGUUGCGUGGCCGCAGGACCCGCCGCCCUCCCGGUUGGGCCGCCCAGUCCCGGGCCGGGCGCGUGCACCCAGAGCUUCCGCGUUUCUAGUCCGGCUCCUCUGCUGGAUUGCAGCGCCGGCUGGGCACCAGGAGUACAAAGCGAAAACCCCCGCCGGCCCUUCUGUUCUCCACGGUCUCCAAGGAGACACGGACAACAGAACAACACUUCCGUGUGCUAAAUAGUAAAGCACCAAGGUACUCGAUCCAGGGGCGGCGUGCAGUGGGGAGGUGAGCUUUGGGUCGGCCGUCGCCCCUCGGCUACCGGCGGGAUCCAGAAACCGGGAGUCACCACCAAUACCGUUCUCAACUUUACUUCCAGCUGGUCACUACUGUGUCGGGAGAUUCUACCUUCUUUUCCGACUAACAUGUAUUUUUCUCCAGUCCUUUCUGCGGCGUCUCUAGUGCAGGCCACCGUCAUUUCUAACCUGGACGACUCCAGGAGCGUCUUUGCUGCUCGGGGACUCUUCCUUUGCCCAGAUCCACAAAGAUCUAUAACGUCUUUCUAAUCACGACACCUCUGCUUUAGAUGUUAAAGUUGCUUCACACUGGAACGCUUGCAAAGACAGGGUCAGAUGUGUUACUGGGCUGGAGUGUGGUGGCACAAUCACGCUCACUGCAUCCUUGACCUCCUGGGCUCAAGUGAUCUUCCCACCUCAGCCUCCCAAGUAGCUGGGACUACAGGAUUUUCAAAAUGGCUGCAGCUCCUCAAGCACCGGGGCGGGGAUCUCUCCGUAAGACGAGACCUCUGGUUGUGAAGACGUCGUUGAACAACCCAUACAUCAUCCGCUGGAGCGCUCUGGAGAGCGAGGAUAUGCACUUCAUCCUACAGACGCUUGAGGACAGGCUUAAAGCUAUUGGACUUCAGAAGAUUGAAGAUAAGAAGAAAAAGAACAAAACACCUUUUCUGAAAAAAGAAAGCAGAGAGAAAUGCAGCAUUGCUGUUGAUAUUAGUGAGAAUCUGAAGGAGAAGAAAACAGAUGCUAAGCAGCAAGUGUCAGGGUGGACGCCUGCACACGUCAGGAAGCAGCUUGCCAUUGGCGUUAACGAAGUUACCAGAGCCCUGGAAAGGAGGGAACUGCUGUUAGUUCUGGUGUGUAAAUCAGUCAAGCCUGCCAUGAUCACCUCACACUUGAUUCAGUUAAGCCUAAGCAGAAGUGUCCCUGCCUGUCAGGUCCCCCGGCUCAGUGAGAGAAUCGCCCCCGUCAUUGGCUUAAAAUGUGUUCUAGCCUUGGCGUUCAAAAAGAACACCACUGACUUUGUGGACGAAGUAAGAGCCAUCAUCCCCAGAGUCCCCAGUUUAAGUGUACCAUGGCUUCAAGACAGAAUUGAAGAUUCUGGGGAAAAUUUAGAGACUGAACCUCUGGAAAGCCAAGACAGAGAGCUUUUGGACACUUCAUUUGAAGAUCUGUCAAAACCUAAGAGAAAGCUUGCUGACGGUCGGCAGGCUUCUGUAACAUUACAACCCCUUAAAAUAAAGAAACUGAUUCCAAACCCUAAUAAGAUAAGGAAACCACCCAAAAGUAAAAAAGCUACUCCAAAGUAAUCUUGCAUAAACUUGUCAUGUCAUACAGUUUGUGAAAGGACACCUUGUAAAGAAGCCUUGAAACUAAUAAAAUGAGUUAUACUUACAUAGA